GAUCAAAACCUAUAGGAAAAAGAAAAUGUUGUCUUAAUUUUGCAUGCUGCAAUUUAUACAAUUUGCAUGCAAGACAAGACAAUACAAAUUCCACUGGUUAUACGCUAAAUUCUACACUAUCAUCAAUAUCAUCAUCAAGAAAAAUUUUCAAUUCAGACAUUUCCGCAUUUACCGAAAUAACAACAAACGAUAUUGAUUAUGACCAUUUGUAG
Messenger RNA from Loa loa (African eye worm), 212 nucleotides. RefSeq lists its product as hypothetical. The record is from RefSeq and is a predicted model, not a curated record. The annotation marks the transcript as partial. The transcript has a single exon. Lineage: Eukaryota; Metazoa; Nematoda; Chromadorea; Rhabditida; Onchocercidae.